ACUUCCUUGUUUUAGCAAAUGCCAGUUCCGGUGUUUGGUUUUUUCUUUUUCCGUUUCUUCAAUUUCGUUUAAGGGGAAACGUAAUCACGGGGAGACGGGAGCAACGGCAGGACGGAAUCGCUUUUUUUUCCCCGUAAAUUUAAGCCCGGAAUUUGACUUCCUUUUCUCUGUUUUCCAACGUUCUGAUUUUCGAUUAGGGUUUAAUUCGAGCUCUGUUUUUGGGAAUGCAGUUUUUGAGAGGAGAUUUUAAGUGGUUAGGGUUUUUUUGGGGAGCAGUUAUGUUUUGUGUAAUGCGUUUUUAGAAAGGAAGAGGAGAUUUGAAUUGUGAAUACCAGCGUUGGGGUUUUGAGAAUUUUGAGAAUUUGGGGGGAUUUUUUUUUUUUGGAAAGAUGAUGUUAUCGGCAUCACCUACGUCGUUAGCUAAGAGCUCACUGGAGGAGAUGCUGGAGUCGCUGAGACGGCGGGAUGAGGGUGAAAAGUCCAAGGACCUGCCACCGGCACUGCCAGCUCGGCCAACUUCCAAGGCUCGGCUACCCUCGUGUCGCAGGUCGCUUCCAACUGAUUUCAAGGUUGACGGAAAUGGUAUUAAAUUUGGAGAAGUUUCUGCUGUGCCCAGUGAAGUAAAGGCUAGGGAGGAAGGGAAGAGGAAGGAUGAGCAGUUCCGAGUGAGGAGAAAUAGCUUUGGAAGCAGGAAGAUGAGGAAACAGCUAAAUCUAGAUUCACCAUAUAGUGCUAAGGCAGCGGAGGGAAAGAAUGGUGUGGGAAUGGAGGUGGCGGAUGAUGGUGGUACAGAGGAUAAUUUAUUCAAAAUUGCAGUAAAGAAGGGCGGGGAGCUAGAAUGGGAUGUUGAUGAUAAUAUUGGGUAUUUCAUCAAGAAGAAACUUAGAGUUUGGUGUCGGCUCCCAAAUGGCCAGUGGGAUUCUGGAACAAUAAAAUCUACUUCUGGGGAGGAAUCAUAUGUCUCCCUCGCAAAUGGAAAUGUUAUUAGAGUUUCUACUGGAGAUCUCUUUCCUGCAAAUCCAGAAAUUCUUGAGGGAGCUGGUGAUUUAAUUCAACUUAGUUAUUUGAAUGAACCAUCAGUCCUUCACAAUCUUAAGCACAGAUAUUCCCAGGAUAUGAUUUAUAGUAAAGCAGGUCCAGUUUUGAUUGCCCUCAAUCCCUUCAAACAUGUCCAGCUUUAUGGGAAUGAUUUUGUCACAGCUUAUAGGCGGAAAACUAAUGACAGCCCUCAUGUUUAUGCUUUAGCAGAUACUGCAUACAAUGAAAUGAUGAAAGGUGGAGUAAAUCAAUCAAUAAUCAUAAGUGGGGAAAGUGGAGCUGGGAAAACUGAGACAGCAAAAUUAACAAUGCAGUACUUAGCGGCACUUAGUGGUGGCAGUGGUGGAAUAGAGCGUGAAAUCCUUCAGACUAGUUAUAUACUUGAAGCAUUUGGGAAUGCUAAAACAUCUAGGAAUGACAACUCUAGCCGAUUUGGGAAAUUAAUUGAAAUUCAUUUUAGUAAAUUGGGGAAGAUAUCUGGUGCUAAAAUCCAAACUUUCCUGCUAGAAAAGUCAAGAGUGGUUCAGUUGUCUAUUAGUGAAAGGUCAUACCAUGUCUUUUAUCAACUCUGUGCCGGUGCUCCAGCAUCUCUUAAAGAGAAAUUGAAUCUUAUGACGGCAAAGGAAUACAUGUAUCUUAACCAGAGUGACUGCCUGGUGAUUAAUGGAGUGGAUGAUGCUAAGAAAUUUAAUAAGCUUAUGGAAGCAUUGGACAUUCUUCAGAUUUGCAAAGAAGACCAAGAACAUGCAUUUGCUAUGCUUGCUGCAGUAUUAUGGUUGGGAAACAUAUCCUUUCAAGUGAUUGACAAUGAAAAUCAUGUGGAGGCAUUGGCUGAUGAAGCUGCUUCUAGUGCUGCCAAGCUGUUGGGUUGCGGUAUUCAUGAGCUGAUUGUAGCUUUAUCUACCCAUAAAAUCUGGGCUGGCAAGGAUAGUAUUGCUAAAAAAUUGACAAUGCAACAGGCAAUUAAAAUGAGAGAUGCAUUGGCAAAAUUCAUCUAUGCAAGCCUGUUUGAUUGGCUUGUGAAACAAAUCAACAAGUCACUUGAAGUAGGAAAAAGUUUCACUGGAAGAUCCAUAAGCAUCCUUGAUAUUUAUGGGUUUGAAUCGUUUAAGAAAAAUAGCUUUGAGCAGUUCUGCAUAAAUUAUGCAAAUGAGAGAUUAACUGUGUUUUGCACACACUGCACAUUGUUAUUCUGGCCAAAGUGGUGUGUGGUAAUGUUGUUGCUUCUUUUUCUUAUAAAGGAGUAUGAACUAGAUGGGGUUGAUUGGACUAAAGUUGAUUUUGAAGACAACCAAGACUGCUUGGAUCUAUUUGAGAAGAAACCUUUGGGGCUACUGUCUUUAUUGGAUGAGGAAUCAAAAUUUCCCAACGCAACUGAUUUGACCUUUGCCAAUAAGCUUAAGCAGCACUUGAAUGCCAAUCCUUGCUUCAAAAGUGAUAGAGGCAGGGCAUUUGGUGUGCGGCAUUAUGCUGGAGAGGUUCUCUAUGACACGAAUGGCUUUCUGGAAAAGAAUCGAGAUCCAAUGCAAUUUGAGUUGGUCCAACUCCUAUCAUCAUGUAGUUGUGAGUUGCCACGGUUGUUUGCCUCCAAAAUGCUUAACCAAUCAUCCAAACCAAUAAGUCUGUCAGCUGCUCCAAAACAAAGUGUUGGCUUGAAAUUCAAGAGUCAACUCUUCAAACUAAUGAACCAGUUAGAGAAUACUGCACCACACUUCAUUCGGUGCAUAAUGCCAAAUACGAAGCAGGUUCCUGGCAAGUAUGAAGAGGAUCUUGUCUUACAACAGCUCAGAUGUUGUGGCAUUCUGGAGGUUGUUAGAAUCUCAAGAUGUGGAUAUCCAAGUCGAAUGGCGCAUCAAGAAUUUGCGGAAAGGUAUGGGUUCCUACUUUUGGGAAGCAAUGUUGUGCAGGAUCCACUAAGUAUAUCUGUUGCUGUUCUACAACAAUUUAAUAUCCUACCUGAAAUGUAUCAAGUUGGCUAUACAAAACUGUAUCUUCGAACUGGCCAGAUUGGGGCUUUGGAGGAUAAGAGAAAACAAGUUCUGCAGGGCAUAAUUGGGGUUCAGAAAUACUUCCGUGGUAACCAGAUUCGCUGUCAUUUCCAUGAACUCAAAGAGGGAGCAACAAAGAUACAAUCAUUUAUUCGUGGUGAAAAUAUCAGAAGGAAGCAUGCUAUUGGAAUGGAGAGGUGGACGGCUAUUGCUCCACAAGUACUUGAUGAGCAGCUGAAGGCAGUCACAUUUUUACAAUCUGUAAUCCGUGGGUGGUUGGCACAGAAGCAUUUCAAUAACAUGUGUAAUUCAGAAAAGUCAAACAUUGAAAGUGUAAAAUCUAAGCGAAAGUCUGGCAGGAAAAUUUCAGAAGUGAAGGAUCUACCACAAGAGCAGCAGAUUCAGGUUCUACCUUCUGUCUGGGCUGAGCUUCAGAGACGUGUUGUCCAGGCAGAAACAACUCUGGGGCAAAAGGAAGAGGAAAAUAAUGGGUUACGGAAGCAAUUACGACAGUAUGAGGCAAGGUGGUCAGAGUAUGAGGCAAGGAUGAAAUCAAUGGAGGAGAUGUGGCAAAAGCAAAUGUCAUCACUGCAAGUUAGUCUUACUGCUGCCAGAAAGAGUCUCCAUGCUGACAAUGCUGCUGGUCAACCCGGAAAAAUUGAUGGUCCCGCAUCACCUUAUGAUUCUGAAGGGGCUACGUCCUUGGAAUCUCGAACACCUGGUGGAAGUACACCCUUGAAAUUUGCAAGUGAUGUUCCUGACGCUUGGCCAGGGAGAGAGACCAAUGGCACUUUGACUGCAGUGGGCCAUCUGGUAAAGGAAUUUGAGCAGCAGAGACAAGCUUUUGAGGACGAUGCCAAACCCUUAAUUAAGGGCAAAAUUGCACCGCAAUCUUCUCACACAAAUCCUAAUGAAGAACUUCGGAGAUUAAAACUCAAGUUUGAGAAUUGGAAGAAAGAUUACAAGGUGAGAUUAAGGGAGGCAAAGGCAAGGCUUAAUAAAGUUGGGCAUUCAGAAGGUCGUCGGAAAUGGUGGGGGAUGUUAAGUUCAAAAGCAACAUAGUGUUUAUAUGUAUUAACAAUCAUGAGAUUUAGACUAAAGAAGAUUCAAUUACCCGAGGAAUUCAAGGGAAAUAUUGUUGUCGAAAUGUAGUUUGUUCCCAUUCUCUGAUGCUGUUGCUUUAUACAAUGUAUAGCAUGAUGUAUGUUCCAAGGUCGGAGAUGGAAGAGUUGAUUAUGUGCAUAGAAUUUCUUAAGACGUGGAGCUGUGUUUUCUCCACUGAAUAGUUUAGCCUAGGUUAGUUAGUUUGUGAAUAUGCUGUUGCCUAUGAAUGUAAUCAAACUUCUAUGGUAUC
Rubroshorea leprosula is the source of this 4380-nucleotide messenger RNA. The record is from the annotation of a GenBank genome assembly. NCBI's taxonomy places the organism in Eukaryota, Viridiplantae, Streptophyta, Magnoliopsida, Malvales, Dipterocarpaceae.